AUGAUCACAGCAUGCAUCAACUUCUCUGCAGGUUCAAAGUUCAACCUGAGAGUGCAGGUCGCCGACAGGCUAACCCGUCAGUACCUGAGCCAGGCAGAGGUGGCGCUUUACGUCAACUACACCAGAACCAAGACGCUUUUUACGGGGGAGGACGGCGGCGUUUUGCUCGCUCAAAUCGGGCCCAGUCGAUCUCCGACGGCGACGUUUCGCUCUGUCUCAGUCUUUUCCUCAGUGACCGCGCCGCUGGUGCGUCUGACGCAAGGAAACAUCUGGCUUUUUGAAGACUCUCUGCUGAUGACGGACAAAGCAUCAUCCGAUGCGUCGGGAGAGCCCGCGGUCCGCUUCCCUCGGAGCCUGCUGAACAUGACCGAGGGCGGUGACGUGGCUUCUUUGAAAGCCUACUUGACCAUCCUGAAGCCGGCUUCAGGCGAGAGAGGCUUUCCCAAGACGGUGGGCGUCACGAGGAGCGCGGCAGGACACACCGGCGUGGAGUUGAAUCCGGCGGCGGCCGUGAGCGUGCGACUGUUCUCCGGAGACGCGGAGCUGCGUGUCCGCGGUCCCAUCAGGAUCAGCCUAACUCUCCCCGACAACUGCGGAGUGCGGCCUUCGAACGCGCUGCCGGCGUGGUUAUAUAACAGCACCACUGGUGGCUGGAUGAGACGGGCAUUAGGGACGGUGGCCUCAGACGGUGGAAAACUCAGUUGGACAUUCAUCGCUCCUGAACUCGGCGACUGGAUCGCUGCGCCGGUGCCAAGCCCCGGAGGUGUCUUUGGACCCGCCGAGUUGCGUGACUUCUUUGUCUGGAAUUGCUCUUUGCUGCUGGUCAUCCUCGGAGGAACGCUUUGUGUGGUUGCUUGCCUUCUCGCCGGAUUCCUGUCUUGUCACAGGCGAACGAAGGCCACGCUACCGCUGACAAGAAAGGACCAAUCCACCACCACCGGCAGCAAUGAAGACUUUGAAGGAUCGUCUGCGUCUCAACACUUCUUGGCCCAAAGGAGGUUCGACCAACGCAACGUCACCGUUUCCAUAUUGAACGGCAACGGGGUUCUCGCCAAUCCCAAGGCGCCGGCCGCCGGCGCUGAACCCGAGCACGCGGUUCUUCCCCCGAGCAGCGUUCCCGCGUCUCCGACAGUCGCUCUGCUCUAUUACGACCGGCCUGUUGCCAUUCCGCACCCGUCGGCGUUUUUCCAAGCGGACGACCGAUCGCAGCGCUUGUAUGCCGGUGGCGCAGAGAAACCGAGGGAAGAAGGCUCCGGUCUAAAGGUGUCGCGAGGCUCCUCGGACACUGGGAACCGGGAAGGGACUACGAUAGGACACGCCGACAGCUCCGGAAAUGCUCCGCUACCGGGAACCCGAGGCCAGCGCGGUCUCCUUGGAUCCGCGUCGGUUCCGGAAACAUUAAGCAAAAAUGGGAGCGGUCGCCAUUCGAUGGACGCCGCGACCGAACUUUCAAAGGUGCCCUCGUCGCAGCCCCUCCCCCGGGCCUGGUUUGUGAGUCUCGAAGGUCAACCCGCGGCCGAGAUCCGUUACGCCGUGGCGGAGCAACGGCAAAGAAGAAGAGUGGCGGAAAGUCGAGAGACCAGCCUGGAUUCGGGCGUGGAUCUGAUCGAGAUGAACCAGGCUGGCGGGAGGAGAGCCCUCGCUCUCCAACGCAGUGCCACUUUUGUGAAGAGCGCAUCAGGCGGCAAACCCACGCCGCCGUGAGAUCCGUCCGGGGAGCCUUGAAGUCAAACAUCGCCUCACAAGUGAUUCCUUUUUCUCCGUUUGAUUUAUUACUUCGUUAUCCUAA
Hippocampus zosterae (dwarf seahorse) is the source of this 1789-nucleotide messenger RNA. RefSeq names its product protein FAM171B-like. The record is from RefSeq and is a predicted model, not a curated record. The coding region runs from base 1 to 1704 and encodes 567 amino acids. The transcript has 7 exons. NCBI's taxonomy places the organism in Eukaryota, Metazoa, Chordata, Actinopteri, Syngnathiformes, Syngnathidae.